GGAGCCAUUGGAUGGAUCAAUCAGAUGGACCAUGAGGGUGCGGCCCUUCCAUCGGGUGGCUCGUGCCAACGACAACCGUCCGUCCUCCGUCCUCCCCACCUCCCCCAUCAUCAUAAUCAUCAUCGUCGCCGUCGUCGUUCGUCGUCGUCGAUUUGCACCUCACGGCUUCUCUAUUCUCCCAUUUGUUUUCUCUUUUCCGCCUUUACCAUUUGGGGAACAAUACUAGUAUAGCCUCUCGCUUGAAUUUUUUUUGUUUCUUUGUUUCAUUUGCCCGCCGUUUUGUUUCGUCCUUUCUUGUAAAACAGCAGCAGUCCGCCUCUCCAGCAGGGGGAUAGCCAGACACGGCCCGCCUCCAGUUCGGUUGCUCUGCCAAGGCAGGCAACGCGACCUCUUCUGUUCAGCGCGGUUUCCCCUGUCGUCUUGGUUUCUGUUGAAUUGGUCUUGUUCCUGCAUCUCCAGCGGCCGUCAGCAUCUUCACCGCGAGUCCUGCUCGACUUGCAUGGGAAUUGCUGUUUCGACCAGCGAUGCCACAUAAUAUCUAAUUACUCGUUAUCGGACCCCAUCUUGCCAGCGCCCGUCCGCCUUUCUCCCUCGUGGACACCCGCGUCUUCGCCGCCGAAACCGAGCCACUGCUCUCGACUGCUCUCGACCCGUCAAACCCUGCUGCACCACUCGCCACGGACCGACAGCCUCCUGACCGAAUUGGGCUCUCACGGCCACCCGAGGGCCUCGUCAUACCUCGGCAGCGAGAUCCGCGCUUCACUCGCAGCUUCCCGUGCCGUGGGUAACGCCAACAGGUACGACGAUUGUGCCCGUGGCACGACCUCACCAUGCAUACUCUGCCGCUUCUGCAGCUGGCAUUGUUGACAUCAUCCGUGUCCGCCUUCUUCCCGUUCGCCCCAGACUGGCUGCAGAAGCAGGACGGAACGUUAUCCGCGCGCGAGGUGAAUCGAGAUGUUGACGGGGAAGGUGCGUCAGGGUUUAGCUUGGGUCUUCAACGGAAGCCAGAUGUGACUUCAACGAAGCCCGCCGAGAGAGCCGCCCGAGAGGCCAAGCGUCUCGCGACCAAGUAUCAACGCUCCCAUCCAGCUCAAGGCGAGACCUCUCCUGAUGUCGUGAGACGAUCCAACCAGUAUCCUGUCACGGGGGCCGACGACCCUUCUAAGGACAUGACUGCCGGAGUCAACCAGGACGGCGCCGAUUACUCAUACUUUGUCAAGGUGAAGCUCGGAUCAAAGAGCAAGUCUAUGUACAUGCUGGUCGACACAGGUGCCGGUUCUAGCUGGGUCAUGGGCUCCUCAUGCACAAGCAAGGCCUGCACAAUGCACAGCACGUUCGGCCCCGACGACUCAAGCACGUUCAAGACCGCCAACAAGGACUUCUCCAUCUCGUACGGAUCGGGUACCGUUAGCGGUACGCUGGCCACCGAUACCAUCUCCUUGGCCGGCGUCUCGUUCACGUAUAACUUUGGCCUGGCCUCCAAUACGUCAGACGAUUUUACACGCUUUGCGUUUGACGGAAUUUUGGGCCUGUCCAUGAGCCAGGGCGCUAACGACAACUUUGUCAAGUCGAUGGGAGACGCCAAGAAGCUCGACAAGAGCAUGUUUGCCGUCUCCCUGAACCGGGCGUCGGAUGGCACCAACACGGGCGAGAUACGAUUUGGCUCCACCAACUCGGACAAGUACAAGGGCGACAUCACUUACACGCCGGUGAGCUCCAGUGGUGGAGACUGGGCCAUUCAACUCGACGACGUGACGUACGACGGAUCGAAGGCGCAGGUCGGUGGAGUCAAGAGCUACAUCGACACGGGCACGUCGUUCAUCUUUGGCCCUGCCGACCUGGUGAAGAAGGUGCACGGCGUCAUCCCCGGCUCGGAGAGCGGCGACGGGCUGACGUACACGGUUCCCUGCGACAGCAAACCCUUGACGCUGACUUUUUCCGGCGUCGACUUUGCGAUAUCCCCCAAGGACUGGGUGUCGCCCAAGGACAGCUCGGGCAAGUGCACAAGCAAUAUUUACGGGCACGAGGCUGUGCCUGGGGCCUGGCUCCUCGGCGACACGUUCCUCAAGAAUGUGUAUGCCGUCUUUGACAAGGACCAGAAGCGUAUCGGUUUCGCCAAGCCUGCUGGUGGCAGCCAGACAGGCUCGAGCUCUUCUAGCGGCAAAGGAACUGCCUCGGCGACGGGAACCUCGACGCUGUUGGCCACAGGCGUGAGCUCGCAGCAGUCGGGCAAGCCGACCCUGGGCCUCGGCGGCCAUGAGACGCAGUCCGGCGGCGCCACGGCUACCGGCGAUGCUACCAAGCCGACAGAGACGUCGCAUUCUGCGGCCCCGGCCGGCGGCGCGCGCAUAGCCACCAAGCUCUGCACGGGCAUUGCGAUGGCGGCGCUCCUUGCAGCGCUGGUCUGAUUGUCUGAGGAUGACGAAAGGCAGCCCAUCCCAGGACAACCCAUUUCGCCGCUGAUGACGGCGAUGCCCACAAGUGAUUGACGAGUUGAUGUCCUAGACGGGGCGCAGUUGGAGCGCCAAUGGAUAGAUUAUGUCCAGGUGGAUGGCGACAUAGUCGCAUCAGUCAAGAGUCUCGAGACGACUCACAAACACACACACGAUACCCAUUGGGGGCCCACGCGAUGGAGCAAGGGGAACGAACGGCCCCAGCAGUUGACUGGCUUCUACCCCGAACAUGGGGUUUACAUAAAUGUAGUGUAUAUGUAGUGUAAUGCAACAGGCAUCACGGCAAGGUUUUCUCCCAUU
Purpureocillium takamizusanense is the source of this 2753-nucleotide messenger RNA. RefSeq lists its product as uncharacterized. Gene Ontology annotation, biological process: proteolysis. The transcript has 4 exons. Gene Ontology annotation, molecular function: aspartic-type endopeptidase activity. The record is from RefSeq and is a predicted model, not a curated record. Lineage: Eukaryota; Fungi; Ascomycota; Sordariomycetes; Hypocreales; Ophiocordycipitaceae. Bases 831 to 2408 code for a protein of 525 amino acids.